Molecule: messenger RNA, 335 nt
Organism: Scutellospora calospora
Lineage: Eukaryota; Fungi; Glomeromycota; Glomeromycetes; Diversisporales; Gigasporaceae
Source: the annotation of a GenBank genome assembly
AUAGUCAAUUAAGCAUUGAAUGGGAAAUUGCAACUGGAUCAUUUGCGGGAGGUCUGGCAGGCGCUUUGACGACACCGUUAGAUGUUAUGAAAACGCUACUACAAACUCAAGUACAAAAACAAGUUAAGGCAAAAAAACCAGUUUCUUCUAAGCAGACAACUCCAGUUACGCCUCAAAGUGCAAUCAAAUAUACGCAUUAUUAUACAGGUAUAUGGGAAGGAAUGAUAUGGAAUUAUAAAAAUCAUGGGAUUAAAGGACUUUUCAGUGGAAUUGGGCCAAGGGUUGCCUGGACUGCAAUGCAAAGUGGGAUAAUGUUUGUUAUAUAUGAACAGUAG